AUGGCCGAGAAGAAGCGCAAGCUCGAGAACCCGCCUGAGGAUAUCGCGUCCACUGAACCCGAAGGAAAGAAGGCUAAGCGCGAGUCAAAGCGGGAGGGGAAAAGGGAAAAGAAAGACAAGAAGAGCAAGCAGAAGGAUGCUGUUAACAUCGGGAAUGGCGAUGAAGAAACCGAGGUGAACGAGAAGAAGGAGAAGAGAGAGAAGCAGGAGAAGGAAAAGAAAGAUAAGAAGGAGAAGAAGGAGAAGAAGGACAAGAAGGACAAGAAGGAGAAGAAGGACAAGAAAGAAAAGAAGGACAAGAAAUCAAAAGAUGUAACGAGUGAGGAGGAACCGGCCGAAAAGACUAAUGGCGCUGAACCAGAGCCUGAAGUUAGCGAGCAACUAGCAGACGCGAUGGAGAUUGAUGGCGAUACUGAGGUAAAAGAGAAGUCGGAAAAGGGAAAGAAGAAGGAGAAGAAGAAGGCAAAGAAAGAAAAGAAGCAGAAGGAGCAAGGAAGCCAGGAACCAGAACAGAGCCAGGAACAAGAGACGCAAGAAUCUGCUGCCCCAAACAAGAAGGCAGCCAGAUUCAUCGUCUUCGUUGGAAACCUACCCUACUCUGCCAACACCGAAUCCCUAAAAGCACACUUCGAGAAGAUACAACCGAUAUCCGUGCGGGUGGCUACGCAACCAGACAAGCCCACGAAAUCUCGCGGAUUCGGGUUCGUCGAGUUCGACAACUACGACCGUAUGAAGACCUGUCUGAAGCUCUAUCAUCACUCGUCGUUCGAUGACGGCAAAUACCCCCCUCGCCGGAUUAACGUUGAAUUGACUGCCGGCGGCGGUGGAAAGUCGGAACACCGGACAGCCAAGAUUGAGUAUAAAAACCAGAAGCUCACGGAGGAAAGAAAACGCCAGGGCAAGGAUAUUCAGACGGAGAAGGUGAAGAAGACUAAGACGGAGGAAACCGGCGCAGACGACUAUGCGGAUGUGCACCCCAGUAGAAGAGGUCACAUGGCUUAA
Messenger RNA from Aspergillus puulaauensis, 1002 nucleotides. RefSeq names its product RNA-binding protein. Gene Ontology annotation, molecular function: RNA binding. Lineage: Eukaryota; Fungi; Ascomycota; Eurotiomycetes; Eurotiales; Aspergillaceae. The coding region runs from base 1 to 1002 and encodes 333 amino acids. The transcript has 3 exons. The record is from RefSeq and is a predicted model, not a curated record.